CUCACGAAAGAAAGAAAGAAAGAGCGCGCGUGUGAUGUGUUUGUGUAUCCUCAGUGUUUCUCUCUCUUGCGUGUUUCAUUGAGUGUAAACGGAGUCUUGUCUCUGUGUAUUUUAGUGUUGAGACGAUGCAGGACACUACAGUGUGUGACAGUAAACAGAGCUUACAGGAGGAUCAAACCUCCACAGAGUCUCUGAAUUCUGUCUGUAACGCUGGAGAACAGCAGCAGAUCCUGCAGAACACACUGAAGAUGUGUUCAGUUAAACUCAUCAACUGCACGAAGCUCAUGAUGAAGAUUAAAACUGAACCCACAGAAAUCAAAACUGAACCCACAGAAAUCAAAACUGAACCCACAGAAGAGGAAGAUCGCACUGAUGAAGAAAAUUAUGAUUUUAUUCCAUCAGAUGUGAAGAGUGAUUCAUGUUUGAAUAUAGAAAUAACGUCCUCAACAUCAAAAGAGCGACUGACAGCACAAACUCUUUCCUGCAUCACCUGUGGAAAGACAUUCAGCUCACAGAGACAUUUAGAGAGACACGAGAGAAAACACACAGAACAGAAACUCUUCACCAGAUCUGAGAUCAGCUUUACUACCUUACAAGAGAAGAAACUUCAUUCAGAAGACAACAGAGAGAAGAAGAAGAAGAAGCAGUUUCACUGUGAGCAGUGUGGGAGGAUUUGUGUCUCUUCCUCUAAUCUAAAGGUUCACAUGAGGACACACAGUGGUGAAAAGCCUUUCAACUGCACUGAAUGUGGAAAUUACUUCAAAACCAAAAAAAAUCUUAACAUUCAUCAGAGAGUUCACACUGGAGAGAAACCUCAUCACUGUAGUGUCUGUGGGAAGAGUUUUAGUGUAAGGUAUACUUUACUAAAGCACAAUAGAAUUCAUACAGGAGAAAAACCUUUCAAAUGCUCUCAGUGUGACAAGACAUUUGCUUGUUUAAGUAACUUAAAAGACCAUCAGAGAGUUCAUACUGGUGAGAAACCUUAUCACUGUAGUGUCUGUUGGAAGAGUUUUAGUCAACAGUCACACUUACUAAAUCACACGAGACUUCAUACAGGUGAAAAACCUUUCCAAUGCUCUCAGUGUGACAUGACUUUUUCUCAGUCAGCUCACUUAAAAAAACAUCUGAGAGUUCAUACUGGAAGGAAACCUCAUCACUGUAGUGUCUGUGGGAAGAGUUUUUUUCAACAGACAAACUUAUCUAAGCACAAGAGAAUUCAUACAGGUGAAAAACCUUUCAAAUGCUCUCAGUGUGACAAGACGUUUUCUUGUUCAAGUAACUUAAAAGCCCAUCAGAGAGUUCAUACUGGAGAGAAACCUUAACAUUGCAAUGUUUUUGGGAAGAGUUAAUCAACAGUCAAACUUUGUAAAGUACCUUGAUAAGGUUAUGACACCAAAAUCUUGUAUUAAGUCUAAAAUAUUGUUAAAAACAAGUUAAUAGUAAAAUAAGAGCAAAUAAUCAAAUUAUGAGCAAUAUCGCAGAUAAAUAGAACAGAAAAACAUACAAAUGAAAUAAAACUGGGGUGCUCAUGGUUUCAGAUUGAUCUAACAGUACCAUGAAAGGUCCCAUAUUUGAAAGUUUUAUGUUAGGUUACGAUGUCCUAAAGGGAUAGUUCACACAAAAAUCAAAUUUCUGUUAUUUUUUUAACUCACUUUUAUGUUGUUACAAACCUGUAUAAAUUUCUUUGUUCUGAUGAGGGAAGAUAUUUGAGGAAAGUUUGAAAUAAAGAGAUUUGUGAGCCCCAUUCACUUCCAUAUUAUUUUUUUCUUACUAUGAAUGUGUUGUUCUUUGACGGUUGUUUUAUGAGUAAAAUAUACAUUUGAAUUAACUAGAUCUGUGUAUUGUUAGGAAUUUCGCAAUUCGAUUUCGAUUCUUGAGGCUUCGAUUCAAUUCGAUAUUGAUUUGCUUGCUUCGAUAUAUCGAUUCAAUAAUAAGAAACUACACAAGCAAUUAAGUACCUGAGUAUAUUUUUAAAUAAUGUGUGUAGUAUUACUAAUGUUUGAUCACGUUGAUGGCGCAGGCUUGAAAGAAGUGCUGCUGUUUGCCAUAUUUGAUCUUUCUGUGUUGAUAAAGCGCGUCUUUUACAACGCCGAACGCUCUCACUAGAGUGUUGCCCACAGCGCCGCCACU
This is a messenger RNA of Paramisgurnus dabryanus, 2130 nucleotides long. NCBI's taxonomy places the organism in Eukaryota, Metazoa, Chordata, Actinopteri, Cypriniformes, Cobitidae. The record is from RefSeq and is a predicted model, not a curated record.